CACAAUGGACACACCUCUUGAUAAGGGCGUGUAGAAAUACCUGUACUCAACAUGCUAUGUUAACAUACGACCACAGCAUUGUGUAGCAUAGAUCGGUCCUUGCAUGCAGCGAAAAAUCAUGUUAUUUUUAUUUCUUGUCAUCGUUGGGAUGUGGUCCCAAAUGGCAAGCGGUGAGGAAAUGUCGAAUCCCGUAAUUGGUAUGUCUCCAACAACAGCGAAUCUUGCAAAUCAGUUCAUCAAACUGAAACAUGACAUCCGAUAUAAAGAAAGUUUGCGACUAAAGGCAAAACUAGAACUGAACCAGCGUGUGACAGAACUGGAACGUGAACGUGCAUCAGAUAUGAACGAGUUUAACAAACGCAUCACAGACCUCAAACGUUUACGUGAAGCGGAUGGUGACGUCAUCCGUAACUUGACAAAUGCCCUAAGAUCGCUGCGAUCCGAAAACACUGUGUUAAAGGCAAAGCUAGACAAGGGAUUAAUAACAACCGAAGUUGCUAGAGGAUUGCCGACAACGUUUGCAAACUUUCGAUCAGGUUCGUCUGAAGCCACGGUUGCGUUCCAUACUAUCCUUACCGACCCUCUGAUAAACCCCGGUGUACACCAAACCAUUAUCUUCGACAAGGUCGUCACGAAAGUUGGAGCUCAAAUCAGCAACAACACUGGCGUCUUCACCUGUGAUCAGUCUGGUGUUUAUGUGUUUUCCUGGCAGAUACUUCUGGAGGGCUCCAACUAUAUAAUUUCUGAACUAGCUAAAAACGGUCAAAGUGUAGGAUCACAAGAAAUUGGUAACACUAUAUACACGAUAUCGGGGUCGUCCACUGCGGUGGUAACAUUGGCGUAUGGUGAUGAGGUUUGGGUGAGAGUCGUCGCCCUUUCCCCUGGAUCUGAUGUACUGCCAAACCUAACUAUGUUCGCAGGGUUCCGGCUUCCAUGAUGUAUUGCUUUAUGUUGUCCUGUUAACAAAACUGAAAUUAAAAGCAACACCGGAAUGAAUAGUUAAUAUGUAUCACGUUCGAAUAUAUUUUUUCAACAAA
Molecule: messenger RNA, 1037 nt
Organism: Pecten maximus
Lineage: Eukaryota; Metazoa; Mollusca; Bivalvia; Pectinida; Pectinidae
Exons: 2
Coding region: 104-937 (277 amino acids)
Molecular function (GO): protein binding
Source: RefSeq, a predicted model, not a curated record